Sturnus vulgaris (Common starling) is the source of this 2335-nucleotide messenger RNA. Lineage: Eukaryota; Metazoa; Chordata; Aves; Passeriformes; Sturnidae. The record is from RefSeq and is a predicted model, not a curated record.
GGGCACGGAGCUCUGCUCCUUCCGAAGCCUCCUGGCUCCUUAUCAGCCGUCGAUAAAAGCCGCGUGUGUUUGUACAGAGGUUUGACUGCUCACAGCUCGCAGCUGCCUCUUCUCCCUGGCUCAGCAGGGGGAAAGGCAGCCCCAGGGAAGAGGGGGAAUAUCCCUGCAAUACAAAACUCCCUCCCCGAGGGAUAAAUGGGCCUCCAGAACGCCAAACCCUACUCAGUGAAGCGGGCCAACAUCCUGAUACUGGGGCUGGACUGUGCGGGAAAAUCCACGCUGCUCUACAAGCUCAGGUAUGAAGAUGAUUUCCUAACAAUGCCCACGAUUGGCUUUAAUGUGGAUAUGAUCGAAGUAGGGAAGGCUUUUACACUGACAUUUUGGGAUGUUGGAGGACAGAAGAAAAUGAGAGAGCUCUGGAGCAAUUUCCUGGAGGACACCGACGGGCUGCUGUACGUGGUGGACAGCUCUGCCAAGCACCGGCUGGAGGAAUCCAGGAGGGAAUUCGAGCUCAUUUUAAAGCACGAAUCCUUAAAAAACGUGCCCGUGGUCGUGCUGGCGAACAAACAGGACUUGCCUGGAGCUCUGAACGCCGAGGAGAUCACCAGGAGGUUCAAGAUGAAGAAGUACUGCAGUGACAGGAACUGGUACGUGCAGCCCUGCUGUGCCAUCACGGGCCAAGGGCUGGCAGAGGCUCUCCAGAGAGUGGCCACCUUUGCCAGGCACUACAGCAAGUCCAAGGAGACUUUCACCACCCUGAAGGAGCUCAGUAGCUUUUAAGGAUUGCUAUCAUCCACUCCUGGUGACUCUUAAUAUAUUUUGUUGGACAGAUUAAAUCUGGAAAAACUGGAUUCUGGAGAACUUUUAUACAUAAAUAUUUAUAAAGGACUUUGAGAAUAUUAAAUUCUACUGUUAUACCUGCAGGUACUUGAUGUACCUGAUAGGAUAUCUCAUACCUGAGAUAGGACUCUGUAGCAUUUUAUUAUUUUUUUUUAUUACAUACUUGGGGUUAUUCAAGUCGAAUUCUGAGAAAGGGGCAGAGGAGUACAUGGAAAUAAAACAGGUGAGCAGUGUUUAAGUAGCUUAAAUCAAAUGAAGAUUCAAACCAAUUUUUUUCAAGACAUAAACCAGCCAGGUCAUUUGGUCAGCAAUGAUCAAAUGCUGUUUUGUAAGAAAAGCAACACGGAUUUGUUUCUCAUUCGAUAAGAGAGCGGGAUGAGAGCUUCAACUCUUAGUUAUGUUAAAUAACAGGAGAGUUUGGCUGUUUCUGCAUUCCAGGAACAAUUCCUGCAGGGAGGUGGUGAGGAGCAGGACGAGCUCCUGACCCAGCCCCAGACAGGGCCUGGCUCCAGGCUGUGACGUUCCCGUUGUCCCAGAUAUCCACGUGCUGCAGUUCCUGCACUGCUGGACUGCCCUCCUUCCAGGACUCAUCAGCCAGGGAAGAGCUAAAUCCUGAUGGGUUUUCCUUGAAUUCCCAGCCCUGGGCUCUGGAGAAGUUGGGGCAGGGGUCUUCUUGUGCUCACAGCCUUUUGUUCCAGGAUGAUAUCAAGUAUAGGUAGGUGGGAAGUAGGAAGUUUACAUUUCAUUCUUAUUAAUAAACAGACAGGAAUGUCAAGUUAUAAAAGGGUGAAGCAGCAAUAAAAUCAUCCAGACAUACCCUGUUGUCUCAUGCACGGGUUAUUCAAAGACCAAAAACAUCAUCAGGUGGAUUUGCUGAAAUAGUAAACAAAGGGAAAUUUCUCAACAGAAGCUAUUAUUAAUACUGAGACUAAUUAAUUACCAGGGGCUAAAUGCUGAGUCAUGCUGAGACUCCUGCUAAAAGCAGAACAAGUGUCUGGAUUUUUCAUUGCCUGCUCUGAUGGUUUGGGCUCAAUAGAAAAUAUCAUCUUCUGUCCCUAAAAAGAUCUUUAAAAGUCAUUAAUGUUGGUUUUCCAAACCAAACAAUUCAAUGUUUAAAAAUGUGAUCUUUCAUAUCAAUGCAUUUAUAAACGUUUGCAUGUGUCUGCUAUAGGGUGAAUUGUUUUAAUCCAAUCAUGUGUCUGUUACAAAGCAAAAUUUAGUUCUGUGGCCUCAGGACUUCCUCAGGGAGAAACAUUCCUGAGAGAUUUAAUGAGGGUUCACCAGGGUCUCUAAUUAGCCAAGAAGCAAGUUCUGAAGGGAGAAAUAAAGUGCUAAAAUAGACCAGAUCAUGCAGUGAAAAAUGAGAAUAAGCUCUCAGGCACACAGGCCCUUCUGCAGGUUAUCAAAUUACACUAAAUGACACUCACAUCAACUUGAAGAAAUGUUUUACAUUAUGCUUCAAAGGAAAGGAAUAAACUCAAUUCCAUUCACUUUA